Xenopus laevis (African clawed frog) is the source of this 1357-nucleotide messenger RNA. It is a transcript of the gene snrnp48.L, whose product is annotated as small nuclear ribonucleoprotein, U11/U12 48KDa subunit L homeolog. Lineage: Eukaryota; Metazoa; Chordata; Amphibia; Anura; Pipidae. Gene Ontology annotation, cellular component: U12-type spliceosomal complex; cytosol; nucleoplasm. The record is from RefSeq and is marked provisional.
GGUCGGGAAAGUGUUUAGUGAUGGUUGUGUUUAGUUCCUAAUGGAGUAAAGAACGUAGCUGCGGAGCUUAGGAUGUCUAAGGAGGGCGCUAUGGAGAGGGGUCCGUGUACUUUGCUGCAGGAAAUGAAAGACUUUACCGAGCAGUGCCAGAGUCGCCUGUCUGAUUUGUUGCAGGAAUUAGGAUGGACGUCUGAGUUUUCUGGGGGUGAGCAGGAUGCAGCAGUUUGUCCAUUUGAUGAUAAUCACCGAAUGCCUAAAUCCUCCCUGGAAAAGCACAUUGCUACAUGCAGGCUACGAAAGUUGGGAUAUAGCAAGGAAGAGGUUCAGAUUUCUGACACACAGUUUUACUACGAGAAAGCAAAACUACCGUCAGUUGUUAUAGAUAAAGAGCUACAGUUUCAAAUUAUCAAUAAAGCUAGGGAUCGUGUGUCAACCGGCAAUGCAGCUGGAUCAUAUGAGAGAAGUGCAUAUUCUUGCUCUCCAGUUGAAGUUCCUAUAAAUCACAAGUAUGCCAUUUGUGACCUGAAGCCUGCUGAUCGCCUUGCCAUCUAUGACUAUGUCCUGGAGCAGACCAGGAUUCAGAAACCUGCUUCCCAGACUGAUCGUUCUGAAGCUGACCUGUUUGAAGAUUUAGCUGCCAAAAUAAACCAAGAUGAUGACCAGAAUGGACCCAAAUCCCACCUUGAAAUCAUGGCUGAAAUGAGAGACUACAAGCGACGGCGCCAGUCUUACAGGGCAAAGAAUGUUCACAUAACAAAGAAGUCUUACACAGAGAUUAUCCACGAUGUUAUAAAUGUGCACAUGGAAGAACUGAGCAGCCAUUGGCGUGAUGAGAAUAACGAUGAUGCAAGAUCCUCUGUUUCUUCUUCUUCUGUUAGAAGGAGACCAUUGCAAAGAUCUCCCUCGGCAGAUUCCAGGGACUCUGGAAGUCACAGAGACAAACAACAUUCUGUAAGAAAAAGGGAGCGAAGCAGGAGCCCACAUAAACAUUCUAAUCGGGAAAAAGAAAAGGACACCAAAAAGAAAAAAGCGAGGGAUGAAGACAGACGACACCACAGUCAUAAAAGAAGAAAGCACAGCGAAGACUAAAACCACAAUAAUGAUGUUAAACUGAUUAAAUUUGGUAGUGUUCUCUACUUUUGGUAAAAUGAUUUGUUUCAUGAUGUGCAUUUGUUAACUAAUGUGCAUAUGUUUUAUAGGUUCUUACAGUCUGAAAGUCACUGUCAAGUCUGUAGAAAAAGGUUUAAGUUAUUUUACGCAUCUGUUGUUUUCCAAAACUAUUGUCUAUUUCAUGUGUAUGGCAAACCAAAGCUUGUCCUCUGUAAUUGGUCUGUCAAAAUAAAACCUUUACAAGUGA